Colletotrichum orchidophilum is the source of this 1773-nucleotide messenger RNA. RefSeq names its product cofactor FMO1 FAD enzyme. Lineage: Eukaryota; Fungi; Ascomycota; Sordariomycetes; Glomerellales; Glomerellaceae. Gene Ontology annotation, molecular function: flavin adenine dinucleotide binding; NADP binding; N,N-dimethylaniline monooxygenase activity. Bases 1 to 1773 code for a protein of 590 amino acids. The transcript has 2 exons. The record is from RefSeq and is a predicted model, not a curated record.
AUGGCGCCCACGAUCGAUACCCUCAUCAUCGGCGCCGGCCCCAGUGGUCUCUGCGCCGCAAAGACACUCCUCCAACAUGACCCUGCCGCCGAAAUACUCAUCCUCGACGGUCGCGCCUCCGUCGGCGGCGUGUGGGCCCGGGAACAAAUAUACCCGAACCUCAAGACGAACAACCUCGUCUCGGCAAUCGACUUUUCUGAUUUCCCCAUGGACCCCGAGCGCUUCGGCGUCACGAUCGGGGACCAUGUUCCCGGGGAAGUCAUGCACGAGUACCUCGUUGCGUAUGCUAAACACUUUGGCGUCUGGGACAAGAUCCAACUAAACACCAAGGUCAUACGGGUGACUCGCCCAGCGGACCAGGGGCAGUGGAACGUCGACGUUGAGGAGAAUGGUGACGCCAAGACCGUGACUUGCACACGCCUCAUCGUCGCGACAGGCGUUCUCACCGCACCGCACAUGCCCAACAUCACCGGAUCCCAAGACUUCAAAGCCCCGAUCAUCCACUCCGCCGACCUCGGCCCCAGGUCAGACCUCUUCUCCUCUCCCGACAUCGCCACGGUCGCAGUCCUAGGCGGGAGCAAAUCUGCCUACGACGCGGUCCACCUAGCCGCCUCCACGGGCCACAAGGUCCGCUGGCUCAUUCGCCGCUCCGGCCGCGGGCCCGUGUGGGUCGCGCCGGCGUACACGCAGCUCGGUCCGUUCAAGGUCUGGCGCGAGCGGCUCGUCACCAGGAGAAUCUGCGCGUUCAUGUCGCCGUCCGUAUUCCCAGAUUUCUCGGGUUUCGCGUGGGUGAGACGGUUUCUGCACGAGAGCGCCGUUGGGCGGGUGGUGAGCAAGGCCUUUUGGAAGCUCAUCCGGCACGACACGAUCAACGAUUGCGGGUACCAGACGGACGAGAAGACCAAGGUGUUGCAGCCAGAGCAGAAUAUGUUCUGGUACGGCACUGCCUCUGGUAUCCUCAGCUUCGAAGACGACUUUUUCGAGUACGUCCGUAACGGCACAGUCCAGAUCUAUCGCGAAGAUAUCGAUCACCUAUCAGACGGUACCAUUCACUUCAGGGACGGCUCGAGCGUCUCCGCCGAUCUCCUAGUCACAUCGACCGGCUUCUCUGCAAAACCCACCAUCGACUUUGAGCCCGCAUCUCUCCAUUCCGACCUCGGCAUCCCUUCCACAUCCCUGGGACCCAAACAAGAAGCGUUCUGGAACGACGCAAACACAAAGGCAGACGCCGCCAUCGGCGCACGCUUCCCGCGCCUGCUCGACGGCCCCUUCCAAAGCCCCACGUCCUCAAAGACAAAGUCGUUCAACCCGGGCGCCUCAGCAGAGGCAUCCUACACCCCCUGGCGCCUCUACCGCGGCAUCGCACCGCCCGGUCUCGCAGCCCGCGACGACCGAUCCCUCGUCUUCCUGGGCGCCUUUAGCAACCUCGCCAACAUUAUGCGCCUCGAGGUGCAGUGUCUCUGGAUGCUGGCGUAUUUUGAACACGGGAUCCCCACCUUUGACGUCGACCGCCGCGGGGGUCGCGUGUUUGAGGAGACGGCGUUGUUCCAGCGGUGGGCGCAGCACCGGGCGCCGUACGGGCACGGUCGGUUUUAUCCGGACCUGGUUUUUGAUCAGUUGCCGUAUUGGGACAUGCUGCUCGGCGAUGUCGGGGUGGAGACGGCGCGGAAGGACGGCAUGUGGGCCGAGUUGUUUGAGAGCUAUACGCCGAUGGACUAUCGGGGCAUGGUACAAGAUUGGAUUGUGCAGAAUCGGUACAAGUCUUCUGCUUGA